Molecule: messenger RNA, 399 nt
Organism: Staurois parvus
Lineage: Eukaryota; Metazoa; Chordata; Amphibia; Anura; Ranidae
Source: the annotation of a GenBank genome assembly
UGCGCUGUGUCCUUCGGACACAGCGGAUCACCGAUCUAUGGAAAGAGCCAAAGAUGUUGGCUCGGUCAUGUAAUCAGCUGUGUCCAAUCACAGCUGAUCACUGAUCAUCAGGGCACUGAUGAUCAGUGUGCCCUGAUGAUCAGUGUGGCCCCAGAAGUGCCACCAGUCAGUGUCCAUCAGUGCCAGCUGUCAGUGCUAAACAGUGCCACGUGCCAGUGCCACAUCAAUGCCACAUAUCAGUGCCCAUCUGAGCUGCCUUUCAGUGUCAUCCAUCAGUGCCAGUCAGUGCCACCUAUCAGUGCCACCUAUCAGUGCUGCCAAUCAGUGCCACCUAUCAGUGCUGUCAAUCAGUGCCACCUAUCAGUGCCAGUCAGUGCCGCCUAUCAGUGUGCAUCAGUG